This is a messenger RNA of Fusarium poae, 621 nucleotides long. RefSeq lists its product as uncharacterized. The coding region runs from base 1 to 621 and encodes 206 amino acids. Lineage: Eukaryota; Fungi; Ascomycota; Sordariomycetes; Hypocreales; Nectriaceae. The transcript has a single exon. The record is from RefSeq and is a predicted model, not a curated record.
AUGAAGCGACCAGCGACAGUUUCAACUCCAUCUCAAGCAUCAGUCUAUGAUCCCACACGAAAUCAGUCUGUUUAUAGCGAGCCAAAUCCGCGCCUUCCAUACAACCCAAAAGACAGUGCCUCUGACUUGAGUCAAGCCAGUCUAAACUCAUACGAAUCAUCAUCUCUAUCAUCAAAUAUCUCAACCCCCCUCCACCGCCGUCCGCCCGCUCUAUCCGUGCUCUCUUAUACCACACAGGCACCGGGCCAACAUUGUCAAAGCUGCUCUAAUCAUUACCCUGGUCAGUUUGUAUGGACAAAAUCGUCCUCCACAACCAUCUCUGUAGCAUCGCCGUAUUUCUACGACAACAACCCCCAACUUACCCAGCCGAUUGCUGAGCUGGAUACUUAUCCAUAUCAUAUGGUCCCAAUAGCUGAUUCACCACUCCACCAUAACCAGUCGAGCGAUCAGACAAUGGCUGUGCAGGUUAACGUAACACCUGUUGAGCUUCCUGCGGAGGAGAGGCAACAUGCAAAGCCCAAUCUACGUCGUCAAACUAUGCGCCUUGGUUCCAGUAGGCAUGGGCGUACUCUCAGCGAGCUAGGCUCAUCGUUACACCAGCAAGAACAAAAGCGGCACUAG